Peniophora sp. CBMAI 1063 is the source of this 1353-nucleotide messenger RNA. NCBI's taxonomy places the organism in Eukaryota, Fungi, Basidiomycota, Agaricomycetes, Russulales, Peniophoraceae. The record is from the annotation of a GenBank genome assembly.
AUGGAUGAAACCAAACGACAUAAUCCGGAAUUUCUUGACGCGGAUGUGAUCCUACGCUCUUCCGACGACGUCGAACUUCUCUCCCACCGGCGGACCCUGGCACUUGCAUCGCCAUUCUUCGCCACCCUUUUUGCCUUACCCGCACCACACGAUGGGACUUCUAAGCAUGGGACGGAAGGGUGCCUUCCGGCCGUAUGCAUGGACGAAGACGAGGCUGCUCUACUACGCAUGCUUUUGUCGUUGUGCUCCAACACCGAGCCGGCCAUCACAGCAAUGGACGAGUUGAUCAUCGCCGCACGGCUUGCGUCAAACUUUGAGCUUUUUGCAAGCUGCCUCCAUCACGUCUCUUCACUACGAACCUACACCAUGGCGAAUACACAAUCCGAAGCUCUCAGGAUCCUAGAAGGCGUCGUACGCGAUGCAGGGGAACCAUUCGCUGCCCCUGACGCCGAUGUGAUCUUACGCUCAUCCGAUAACGUCGACUUUCGCUUCUACAGCUUGGUUCUGAAGCUAGCCUCGCCGAUCUUCGCCGACAUGUUCUUACUCCCCCCUCCGCCCGGGAACUCAUCAGGAGAUGAGGUCAAAGACGGUCUGCCCGUCAUCUGCAUGGCCGAAGACGAGCAAUCCAUGCGUGUUCUUCUCACAAUAUGCCAUCCCGGUUUGAAGCCCAGCAUCGGGGCUCUCGACGAUCUGGCCGUCGCCCUGCGACUCGUGGCGAAGUUCAGGCUAACCAAUGCCACGAGCAUUGACGUUCUACUACGACGGCAUGCGUCAGACUCGCCAGAGCGUGUGUUCGCAAUGGCCUGGCUCCUGCAGAUGCGCGAUCUGGCCUUACUUGCGGCUAGGGAGUCAUUGAAGGCACCGUUCAUGCUAUACCGACGGACGACUUUGAAGAUCCCAGAGUUCCACGAGUUGCCGGCCCACGCUCUUCAACAGCUUCUCAUCUUUCAGUCGCGCUGUCGACACGAUGCAGCGAGGAUAUACUCCGACCUUGGCUGGCUAGACGCCGCCCAGAUACCCGCUCAAGCCAAGGAGUCUGGCGAGGACGGUGGAAUAUGCGGGAAUUGUGGAGACACACGUGUUCAGUGUCGUACGCCAGCAGAUAGACCUACUAGGGUCAAAGAUUGGUGGUUCAAAUACGUGAAGUUGGUCGCGGAACAGAUGCAGAGUUCCUUCAACCCCGAGGAAUCCCACUUGUAUCCGGCCAUUCAUGGCGCCCUCGACACCGCAUCUGGCUGUUCAAGAUGCAGAGACUCGGCGAAGCAGGCUCUUGAGACGUUCACGCCUCUUCUCCUCGAGCAGGUGCAAGCGAUCAUCACGAAGGCUGAGAAUGACCUAGACCUCCCUUUCUGA